Messenger RNA from Trichoderma virens Gv29-8, 810 nucleotides. RefSeq lists its product as uncharacterized. Lineage: Eukaryota; Fungi; Ascomycota; Sordariomycetes; Hypocreales; Hypocreaceae. The coding region runs from base 1 to 810 and encodes 269 amino acids. The record is from RefSeq and is a predicted model, not a curated record. The transcript is spliced from 5 exons.
AUGGCCAAAACGUUUAUAAGAGAUGAGGAACUUUGCAGGCGGUAUGCGCAGUUUGCAUCCGAGCUGGACCGGUGGCACUUCAAGAUCAUCUACUGGUUCAUGUUCGUGCUUAAUCUUGUGAUCCUGUUCAUUGCAUCUUGGACAUACACAAAAAGCCAGGAAGCGAAUGAGCAGCUUAGUCACGAGCCACAGAGGCGAUCAAGGAGUCUAGUCAAGUACAUGCUGAUGUGCCUUGGCUGUGUUCUAUUUUCAGCCGCAUUGGUUGUUAUGGAAGCCUUUGCUCUCUUGGCUCUGCAAUUCUGCGAUGGGGAGAAUCUGAUUUCCCUAUACUGGUCUACUUGGACCAUGAUCCAGGUUGGAUCCCUGAUCGCAAUGAUGGGCAUCAUCCUUGCCAUGGCACAUUCGUUGCGAAACAGGAGACAUCCACCGUGGGCUCUUGCUUUGGGAACGCCGGUUCUCGUCAUCGCCGGUUUGUUGCAUCUCAUCCACGAUUGCACAAAGAAGCGGGUCAAUAAGAUUAAAAACGGUUCCAUCAUGAAGAGCAGCGCUCCUUCUAUGAGUGAAGUGAAUACAAUCCAAGGGAACCCGGAAGACGAUCUGGAGAAUUCGAUCUUGGGCGAGUUCAUUGGAUUCACAGUGGAAGGCGGUCCAAUUGUCCGCUUCAACGAUUCUAUGCCACUGAAUCUCAACCCCGACUACGGAUUCGAAGUUUUGGGAUACUGCGAUGGCACUCGACCAGUAGUGGCAUAUCAAAAGGGCUCCAUCCAGUGCCACUAUGAAUUGUUUCUUGAUGGGUGGGCGAGGCCCUAA